AUGACACUUAUUAAUGGAAAUGAGAACUCAACCUUGAAUGAGCAAUGUACAAAGCCAGCACAAGUGCUAGCCAUAAUUGGAGAGACACACUCUUCAAUAUCAAUGGCUAUUGCAAAGAUUGUCGGACCUUUCAACAUUCCCAUGUUUCUAGAACAUCUCAAAAAGGUGCGCUUCAAAUCCAAAGAAGGCGAAGAGGUUUAUUUUGAUAAGAAUGGUGACCCUGCAGCUAAAUAUGAAAUAAUAAAUUGGCAAACUGUUGAAGAUCACUAUGAGUUUUUCACUGUUGGACUGUAUGACUCUUCUUUCCCUGCUCACAAUCAAUUAUCAAUUGAAAUGGCCUCUAUUGUGUGGGCACAAAAUGCAAAUCAGGUGCCGGUGUCUGUGUGCAGUGAGAGCUGCCCCCCAGGCACCAGGAAGGCUGUGCAGAAAGGAAAGCCGAUCUGCUGCUUUGACUGUAUACCAUGUGCUGAAGGAGAGAUCAGUAAUAUGACAGGCUCUAUUAAAUGUGAACAUUGCUACCAAGAAUUCUGGUCAAAUCAACACAGGAAUGAAUGUAUGAAGAAGGAAACUGAAUUCUUGUCGUUUGAGGAAACGAUGGGAAUUUUGCUAACAACUGUUUCAGCUAUUGGUGCUUUUAUGACAAUAAUAAUAGCAAUUAUAUUCUUCAGACACAAAAAUACUCCAAUAGUCAAAGCCAACAACUCAGAGCUGAGCUUCUUGCUGCUCUUCUCUCUCGCUCUGUGUUUCCUCUGUUCACUUACUUUCAUUGGUCGGCCCUCUGAGUGGUCCUGUGUGCUGCGUCACACAGCAUUUGGGAUCACCUUCGUCCUCUGCAUCUCCUGUGUUCUGGGGAAAACAAUAGUGGUGUUAAUGGCCUUCAGAGCUACACUUCCAGGCAGUAAUGUUAUGAAAUGGUUUGGGCCUCCACAGCAGAGACUCUCUGUUCUCACCUUCACUCUCAUACAGGUCCUAAUUUGUCUGCUUUGGUUAACAACAUCUCCUCCUUUCCCCUUUAAAAAUCUAAAGCACUACAAGGAAAAGAUCAUUCUAGAAUGUCAGUUAGGUUCUGCAGUAGGUUUCUGGGCUGUGCUGGGUUAUAUUGGACUCUUGGCUCUACUGUGUUUUGUUUUAGCUUUUCUGGCUCGGAAGCUGCCUGAUAAGUUUAAUGAAGCCAAGUUCAUCACAUUCAGCAUGCUCAUAUUCUGUGCAGUCUGGAUCACCUUCAUCCCAGCUUAUGUCAGCUCUCCUGGAAAGUUCACUGUAGCUGUGGAGAUAUUUGCUAUUUUGGCCUCAAGCUUUGGUUUGCUGUUCUGUAUCUUUCUUCCAAAGUGUUAUGUAAUCAUACUGAAACCAGAAAUGAACACUAAAAAGCAAAUUAUGGGAAAAGUGCCAGUUAAGUGA
Pygocentrus nattereri (red-bellied piranha) is the source of this 1401-nucleotide messenger RNA. RefSeq names its product extracellular calcium-sensing receptor-like. The transcript has 4 exons. Lineage: Eukaryota; Metazoa; Chordata; Actinopteri; Characiformes; Serrasalmidae. The coding region runs from base 1 to 1401 and encodes 466 amino acids. Gene Ontology annotation, cellular component: membrane. Gene Ontology annotation, molecular function: G protein-coupled receptor activity. The record is from RefSeq and is a predicted model, not a curated record. Gene Ontology annotation, biological process: G protein-coupled receptor signaling pathway.